UCAAGCUUUGGUCCACAAAUCAAAAUAAUUCGAUAUGUACGAUAGAGAAAAAGGCAAACAUCAAUCCAGAUGUAAGCCAUUGUAUGGCAUUUGGAAGUGCAGAUCAUCACAUCCAUUAUCACGAUCUUCGACAACCAAGAGAUCCGUAUUUAUCUAUAGAGGGCAUAGAAAGGCCGUUUCCUACUUCGACGGAUAGUAGUCUCCGACUCUGGGAUGCUAACAAACAAGCGUGCAUUCGCACUUAUACUGGCCAUACUAACGAGAAAAACUUUGUGGGUCUGACUACGUCUGCCGAUUGGAUUUCGUGCGGUAGUGAAGAUAAUGCUGUCUAUACGUAUUACAAGAGCUUGUCACAGCCAGUGAUUAAAUUCAACUUUGGAAGUAUCGAUAUGGUGACU
Paraglomus occultum is the source of this 398-nucleotide messenger RNA. Lineage: Eukaryota; Fungi; Glomeromycota; Glomeromycetes; Paraglomerales; Paraglomeraceae. The record is from the annotation of a GenBank genome assembly.